Molecule: messenger RNA, 1842 nt
Organism: Ostrinia nubilalis (European corn borer)
Lineage: Eukaryota; Metazoa; Arthropoda; Insecta; Lepidoptera; Crambidae
Exons: 1
Coding region: 1-1842 (613 amino acids)
Molecular function (GO): nucleic acid binding; RNA-DNA hybrid ribonuclease activity
Source: RefSeq, a predicted model, not a curated record
AUGUCCAAUCUGCUUCCAUUUAGCAAUAAAACUGGCUGCCCCAGCAACUUAUACAACAUCCUCCUGAACUACAUCGAGGAACGAGAAAUUGGUAUACAAUUCGCGGACAGUCAAGUUAGCAAGACUAUGUCUAGGGGAUGCAUUCAGGGUUCGGUAAUUGGCCCCACUUUGUGGAACCUUAUCUUGGACCAACUGCUCUUAACACCUCUACCGGACGGAUGCCAUCUCCAGGCGUACGCUGACGAUAUAUUUCUAAUAGCGCACUCUAAAAGUCACACCAUACUCGAAAAUAUCAUCAAUAUUGCACUGGACCGAAUUACCAGCUGGGGCGAAAGCGUCAAGCUGGAGUUUGGGCCAGACAAAACGCAAACAAUAGCAUUUACAAAUAAAGCCGCCAAAUGCAAACUGUUCAUGAAGGGCCUUAGGCUCACAUAUACGGACCACAUUAAAUAUCUCGGCAUUAUAAUAGACCAGCGACUCACUUUUACAAAACAUGUAGAUUAUAUCAUCAAUAAGGUUAAAACCCUUUACAACAAACUAAGUAUCUUCAUAAGGCCAACCUGGGGCGUACAUUCAGAGAACGUUCGUACAAUCUAUGAACACGUCAUAGAGCCCAUUAUCUGCUACGGGGCGGGAAUCUGGACAUGUGCCCAAAAAUAUAAAUACAUUACUCAACGCCUCCUUUCUAUUCAAAGACUGUUCGCAAUAAAGAUCAUCCGGGGUUUCAGAACGGUCAGCACCGCCGCUGCAAUCACUCUCUCACAGCUUACCCCGCUUCCAGCAAAGGUCGCAAUGGUUGCUGAUAUUGAGACCACUAAACUCUCUGGUACAACAUCUUUUCUACCCCGAGAUAUCAACAUCGAGAAACCCUGUCAUCCGUCCAAAUUUCUCCACCCGUCUGAAAGGAUCGGCAUUCAGUUUGAGGAAAUCACCUCCUCAUCAGAUCUGAAUCAGGCUGGUGCCAAUCAUACCUGGCUCAUAUAUACUGAUGGAAGCAAAAUUGACGACUGCGUAGGGGCUGCAUUUGUCGUCAAAGACUCAACCAACUCACAACCACCAGUCGUCAAGAGGCUCAAACUUCAUGGUGGCUGCUCAGUGUUCCAAGCAGAAAUGCUCGCUAUACAGAGGGCUUGUAAAUACAUACUUGACUUUCAACUCCCAAACGCACUCAUACUCUCUGAUAGCAGAUCCGGCCUCACAGAGUUGCAAAAUGGCAGCACCCAUAACCAGUUGGCCGUUGAUAUUCACCGACUGCUAUACCAAGCCCGCUCAUCCAGCUUAGACAUCGAAUUCGCGUGGAUCAAGGCCCACGCUGGAUUCGACGGCAAUGAGGAGGCAGACUCGGCGGCUAAGGCUGCUGCCAAGAUGCAUAAAUCACCGGACUACCGAGCCGUCCCUAUUAGCCUGGUUAAACACCAUAAUAGACACAUAUGCGAAGUAUCGGCCGAGAAAUUAUAUAUGGACCCUAAUACCUGUGUCCAUACAAGAUCUCUCCUGCCUUCGUUUAACACCCUACGGGAGUUCACAAAGAUCAUCCGACCGGACUUCGCAAUUACCCAAGUGUUAACCAACCACGGAUAUCACAAAAGCUACUUAAAACGUUUCCACAUCGUCGCAGAUGACCACUGUCCUUGUGACGACCAAACGCCACAAACAUGGGAACAUCUUCUUACACAAUGCCCUAGAUUCGUCACACAACGCCACAUCCAUGAAACCACUUCUCGCUUGCUUAACGUAAAUCCUUACAAUCUAAUAGAUAUAACCAAAAAAGAAGAAACUACCAAUAGCUUUAAAAUAUACAUAACCUAUAUAGUAAACAGCCUGAAAGAUUUUAAUAAAUGA